UCGGUAACUAAUUUCAAGAAAUCCUGCUAUAAAGCCUAACUUAAUUGAUAAAAUUCUACGACUAUCUAACGAAUCUGAUAGUCGUCUACAUAAGCUGGAUAUUUUGAAUAUUACUAAUUUAAGUAUCCUUGUCCCUAUUGCAGUUUUUGAGAGAGGCGUCUUUCCAUCAGUCGUCGUUUCUCCUCUACAACCCCUUCUUCAGCCAACUAGCUUUAUUGAAGGUAAUAUAUAGAGAGGGAAAGAAAAAAAAACACUAACUGAGUGAGAUACUCGGUACGACGAAGAGAAAUCCUCUCUACAAUCAUUUGGAAAAAAUGAACGGAAAGGAGAGAAGGAAAAUGAUAAAUAAAAGAGAAAGAAUCACGAAACUAUUACAAAUAAAUGCAGAUGAGCUAAUAUUAGAAAAAAGCUACAUACCUUGAUUAUUAUCCAUAUUUUCUCGCCUCUAAUAUUAUCAACUGAAGAUUUUGUUACUAUAAUUCAGCAAUAGAGUAGAGAAAGAAGAAGAAGAAAGAAAAGAUGAAGAGGAUGAUGAAGAAAUAAUAACAGUAAUAAAAUAACAGUCUAAAAGACCAAUUACGUUAUUUUCAUUUUUUUUUUACAUUUUUUUUUUGAAAAACGUCACAAAAAUAUUAUAUCUGAUAAGAUAAUAGUCACAUUACAGAGUCAUUGGUUAGAACAUCUUAAGAUUAUAAUGGACUGAUUUGAAAGAGUAGAGAAAUUAAGCUUAUAUACCGUAUACGCCGUUGUAUAUAUGUAUAUAUAUAUUGUAAAUUGUUAAGAUAUUAAGGAUUAAAUUAAUGAUAAUCCGCUAGAUUAUUAUUUCUUACUCAAUUAAAUGGCUGUUAAGAGUUUUUACUUGGACUAAUAAUAAAAAUAUUAUACACAGUAUAUUGCAUAUCGCCGUGUAUUGUAUUUAUUGUUUAAUACUCUGUGUAUUGCUUAUCUAUUACGAUUAUUCUUCUUUUUCUUUUGUUCUUUUAGAUAAUCCUAUUCUCUUUUAACCUCUUAACUUUGAGUGAUUUUGAUAGAUUGAAGUAGGAAGAGAAGAAUAAGAAGGAAUUGAUCGAUUUGAAGCACAUAAAUUUUUCUCUUUUUUUAUUUUAAGUAAGAAGGACUUGACCGUAAAGAUAAGUAGCUUAGAAAAUUAUCUUUCUUUGUUAUGUUUUUUCUAGAGCAAACAUAUUUUCUUAUCUAAAAGAAUGAAUUAUUUACACAUUCUGAUCAUAAGACCGGUCAUUCUCUCCUAUCCGCUUUAUCCUAUUACUCUUUCGUGUAUAAUAGAUAGUAUUCUAUAUAGAUUGUAGUGUAUCACACUCGUUGCUGGAUGUUUAAUAUAGCCCAUCACCUACAUGCAUUUACAUGGUUCCACUAUUUAUUCAUUACUGAAAUUGUUCCUUUCCAAUCUAUCCACUUUCUCCCUCUCUCCCUCUCUCUCUCUCUGUCUGCUUGGUCUUUUACGCAUAGCUAUCUCUCGAUUUAAUCUCAAAAUAAUUACUCUAUCUAACUCGUUAGACCAAGCCAAAUUCUCUCACUGGGCCUUUUUAUCUUUUAAGCUUUUAUCCUUGAAAAUAUUUGCGGCACGGAUAAGACAAGAAAGAAAAGAAAUUCUUAAUCCUUUGACCAUAUACAUUUGAAAUAUAAAUUAAUAUAUAUGUAUACACUAUAAUAUAUUCCCCUUCCAUAGAAAUCCUUGGGUCUAUCUGCCCCCUCUUUUUACUUCACUCAGCUUCCCCCCUCUCUCUCUCUCUCUCUCUUAAUCUAUCUAUCUAUCUAUCUCAUCAAAAAUAUUUCUUUCAAGACGAUAUAAAAAAUAUAUUGUAACCUUCUCUGCCAAUAGAUGGAGCUAGAUACUGGUUAGUUUUGACCUAUCCAAGAUUUUAGCCUAUGCUGUGUAUCAUAUGGCUUAGAAGCAAUAACGCAAGUGUUUUACCAGAGUUAUUUUCGUAUUAUUUCAGUUGAAAAAUAUAAUCGAAUUAAAAGCAGCCGAAAAGGAGAAAGAAAAGGAAGAAAGCGUUAAUAAUUGAAUUGUGGGAAGAUAAGAAUAAUAUUGGAUAAAGCAAAAUGGCAUACGAACAACCGGAAUUAAACGAAGAAUUAUCCGAAUUCUUUACGAAGCUUUGGACCAUCGACGAUAAUAAAUGCUUGGCGGGAGUCGACUACGAAUUAGAUUUACAGGGUUUCGUUAAAUCGGCUAGGAGCAUCUCUAAAAAGGACUGGGCAAGACGAGAUCUCUUCGCCUACGUUAACGAGCAGGUGUUCGAUAGACCUACCUACCGUACAUUUCGAGAUUUGUUGGACAACUACGAAACGGAAACCGGCACAAAAGAGACGCUCACCGAAGAUGAACUAGAAGAAAACGUGCGCUUCAUCGAUGCGAUUAUGGAAACUGAUGUGAUGAAAGAGAGCCACAAGUUUCUGGUUGAAAAGGCUUUAGCUCCCGAAGAAGAGUACCAUUUUAAAAGGUUACUCUAUUCGAUAUGGUUUAGAUUCUAUAAGAGAAUGAGAGAAGAUAGAAAUUUGGAUUCUUCCGGUUUCGAGCAUGUUUUUGUAGGAGAAACUCGAGAGAAAUCAGUUAUUGGAUUCCACAAUUGGAUUCAAUUCUAUUUGCAAGAGAAGAGAGGUAAUAUUGAUUAUAAAGGUUAUUUUAGAAGAGGAACGGGCAAAGAAGACAAUCCUAGACUGAUAACCAUACAAUUUACCUGGACGAAAGGCGGAGGUAAGCCUAUUGGUAGUUCGUUUAUUGGUACCAGUCCCGAGUUUGAAAUUGCUAUUUAUACAAUUUGUCGACUUAUGAGAUUGGAAAAGACCAAAGUGGAUAUCGACGGAUAUAUGAUUGUGCUGAACGUUCACGGACACGGAAAAGGUAUUGGAAGUGCCUUUCCAAUAGCUUGUGACGACAACUAG
Dimorphilus gyrociliatus is the source of this 2907-nucleotide messenger RNA. NCBI's taxonomy places the organism in Eukaryota, Metazoa, Annelida, Polychaeta, Dinophilidae. The record is from the annotation of a GenBank genome assembly.